ACCAGCAGAGCAUCAGCUGUGGCGUGUCGUGGAGUGAGAAACUUCUCUCCCUCCUCCUUGUUGCCUCUCUUUCUUCUCAUAUUCCCUCGGACACCUUGUCAUCUAACUUUUCAGAGACGCAGUGACCGGUGAACAGCAGCUGGCUGUACAGGCGAGGGUUUCGUUUGUUUAUUUUUUUUCUUCUGACCUAUCUGGACGCUCUCCGGAGGAUUUCCUUUUCCAGUUCAUGCAACUGGAGUGACUCGACCAACUCCCCCCUCACCCCACCCCACCUCCGAAUCCCUGCCUGAGGAAUGAGAGGACUGCUGGAGAGGAAGAGCCGAAACUCGCAUGUUUGAAUGAACAAAAGAACAGAAAGCGAGGCUAUCGCUCCCGGAAUGGAGGGAAAUAUUCUGCCUGCAGCAACAUCUCCCUGCCCAGUUCUAAACACAAACCCUGUGAGACCUGAUCCAGAGGGGGAAAGCAGUCCUUUGAAGACGGACAACACCGAGAGGAUGGAUUCUCCAGCUAAGAAAGAUACAGACCGAAGACGGACGACCCCUUCAAAAUCUGACAUUAUCUCUCGAUCACCUGCGUCACCAGCAUCACCAGCCCUCAAGUCAAAACGAGAUGCCAUGAAGUCAGAAGACAGGCAGAAGCUUGCAAAAGAGCGGCGAGAGGAGAAAGCGAAAUAUCUAGCGGCCAAAAAGACCCAGUGGCUGGAGAAGGAGGAAAAGGCGCGGCAGCUCAGGGAGCAACAGCUGGAGGAACGACGCAGGAAGCUCGAGGAGCAGCGGAUCAAGGCGGAAAAGCGGCGAACGGCCUUGGAGGAGAGACAAAAACAGAAACUAGAGAAAAACAAAGAACGGUAUCAGGCGGCCAUCAACAGGUCAACAAAGAAGACGUGGGCAGAAAUCCGACAGCAGAGAUGGUCGUGGGCUGGUGCACUAAGCCAGAACUCAAGCCAGAAAGAGGCGCGCAGCCUUGCGUUGAGUCCGUGGGAGAGCAGCAUAGUCGACCGGCUGAUGACACCAACUCUUUCUUUCCUCGCCCGGAGCCGCAGUGCUGCUAGUGUCCUCACAAAUGGAAAAGACGGUCACUCUCCUCUCUGCCCUCGUUCAGCCUCAGCAAGUCCGUUGACCCUGUGUGGCCAUCAGCCGCACCACCGCUGCUCUGACCGCUGGAGGGUGACGUCCAGCUCACCAGAUAUCACCCAGCGUCAACGCAGGCGGAGCUCCACACCUAUGGAUAAAAACAAGAAGGAAAAGAAAGACAAAGAAAGGGAGAAUGAAAUGGAAAAAAGUGCCAUCACUAAAGAAAAAGUGCUGAAGAAGAGACAGUCUCUACCUAGUAUGAGACAUAGACCUGAUCCAAGUCCUAGUCCUUUAUCAAGACAACGGCCAGCGUCCCCUGCCACACCCAAGGGCAGAACUGCCUCUCCCAGCCCUGCUGCCUCCCCCAAGCCUCCGUCAGCACGCGGAAGCCCGUCGACCCCAAAGGCCCGGCCCAAAAGAGCCAGGACCCCUGCCAGGAUAGACCACCGGACCUCUUCACCUGCCCCUCUUGAGAGAGUGAGACAGCCCCAUAGGCUAGCCACCCCAGAAGAGAAAAAGAGUUCCCCUGUGGCUCCUGCCAUUGUUGUAUCCUCAGCUACUGCCAAUGCAUCAGGCACACCAGUCACAGCCAGCGCCAUUUCCUCCUUGCCCGAGCCAGCCAAUUCCUCUCCCUCUGUGCGUGCAGUGUCACCUGCACCCUCUCCAUCCGCUAAGCCCAUGGCAGGCACGAAUGACCCAGAAGAGGCGGCUCGUAUUCUGGCAGAGAAACGCCGACAGGCCCGAGAGCAGAGGGAGAGGGAAGAGCAGGAACGCCGCGAACAGGAAGAGAAAGAGAGGAUCCUGAGAGAGGAACGCUUAGCGAGGGAAGCAGAGGAGAGACAACGCAGGGAGGAGGAGGCACGGGCCAUGGCUGAGGAGCAGAGGAAGAGGGAUGAAGCGAAGAGGCUGCAAGAGGAGAAGGAGGCUCAGGAAAGGGCCAAAGCUGAGCAUGAGGAGAAUUUACGGCUGCAGAAACAGAAAGAGGAGGCUGAGGCUAGAGCUCGGGAGGAGGCGGAGAAGCAGCGCCUGGAGAGGGAGAAACACUUCCAGAAGGAGGAGCAGGAGAGGCUGGAGAGGAAAAAGCGACUGGAGGAGAUCAUGAAGAGGACACGGAAGACAGAUGGAAGUGACAAGAAAGAGACCAAGUCCUCCCCACUCGCACAUGUCAAUGACAAACAGGCAGAGAGUAGCAAAGCAUCUGCUGACUACCAGCCAACGCCUGAGGUCAGCAUUCCCAACAACAAAACAGAAAAUGGACAGGCCGAUGUCAAGGAAAGCCUCUCAAUCCAAGCAGUUAAUGGGGUCCAGGCUACGAAGCUUGAAAACGGUCUUUCGACGAAAGAAGACACUGUCCACUUGGAAGACAUCAUCCAUCUCACAAAUCACGGCAACUCCACUAACGGAGCCCUGGACAAGUCUGAGACCAGCAUGCCCACAGAGCCCAUCCUUUCUUUUGAAAGCGAGGAGUCAUUCAUGAAAAAGGCAGGCCCAAUGAAGCCUCAGCAUGCUGCGGAGGUCCUGUGACAUAUUCCAGCGCUGAAGUGCUUGUUGCCUUAGGCCACUGACCUUUCCUAGUCCUGCCAAAGCUCGCAUUGCGAGCCCUGUGACCUGUGCCAAUCAAAAAAAAGCAAGCAUACUUCCCUCCGAAGAUAAAGUGGGUCACAGAAGAAGAUGACGACAAAACAACUGACAGAACAGGAUGAAAGGUGUUGCCGCAUACGGCACCGUUGCUAUCGUUCAUCAAACUCUUUGCAGCACCGAUUCCAUGCACCUUGCUACUCAACAGUAUCAUCCUUUGUACAUUAUAGUACAGCUGAGUAAUGAUUACAGUAUACAGAAAAAGAACUGUUUUCUUUGCUCUUUAGUUAUUUAACUAAAAGAAAAAAAUUAAGACUGGGUACAACUUUGUGUAUAAUGUAAAUGAACUUUACGUAUCGGGAAAAGGAAGGUUGGAUCAGUGGAUUAAAGCUGUUUGAAAGGGAGUCAUUUCAUGCUACUCUAUCAUGAGUAGAUAUGAAUAAAACCCAGAUACUGUACAUCCUGGUUUGUACAAAACUACCUGUACCGGUUUUUGAAAAAGGUAAACUGAGAAAUCAGAAGAUCUGAAAUUAAACGUCACAAAGAAUGGCUUGUUACUUUGUGUAAACAUACUGUUGGUUCAUGUCUAAACCUCAGCUAUGAUUGAUUGUAUGCAUAACUGGAUGUAAUAAUAAAUCUGCAACCUUUACAAUUAAGAAACUGUAAGACAUCAAAGGUCAAAUGUCUGUAAACGGAGAUCUCCUCCACUAUUUAACAAUUGAAGCCGUUUCCCUCCCCCACAUGUGCAAGCAUGACUUUUUUUUUUCUCAUUUGAAAUUCUGGCGCGUGUAUAUGCUAUAGAUAUAUUUUGAUGUGCGAUGUAAGGCCAGUGGGAAUAUCUCAAGUCUUAUUAAAGACAAGUGGUCCAGU
Pundamilia nyererei is the source of this 3521-nucleotide messenger RNA. RefSeq names its product MAP7 domain containing 1a (gene map7d1a). The coding region runs from base 339 to 2597 and encodes 752 amino acids. The record is from RefSeq and is a predicted model, not a curated record. Gene Ontology annotation, cellular component: microtubule cytoskeleton. The transcript has 17 exons. Gene Ontology annotation, biological process: microtubule cytoskeleton organization. Lineage: Eukaryota; Metazoa; Chordata; Actinopteri; Cichliformes; Cichlidae.